Messenger RNA from Trachymyrmex cornetzi, 660 nucleotides. RefSeq lists its product as uncharacterized. Lineage: Eukaryota; Metazoa; Arthropoda; Insecta; Hymenoptera; Formicidae. Bases 1 to 621 code for a protein of 206 amino acids. The transcript has 5 exons. The record is from RefSeq and is a predicted model, not a curated record.
AUGGCGGCGCGAAUUGGUGAAAAUCAUUUGAAUGAACAAACUAUGGAAGUGAUACUCGAUUUUCUCUCGUCAUCAUCUAGUAGUGAUGACGAUUAUUUAUUCUCAAAUGAAAAACGUGUUAUCCCAAAAAUACAAAACUUUUUAGAAGUAAUAUAUGACUUUUCUGAUAACGAGUUUAAAAACAAUUUUCGAGUUUCUCGAACAACAGCAUAUAAAAUUGUAGAUAUGUUUGAAAAUUCAGCAUUCUAUUGUAGUGAUCAAAGUUACGGAGGUAUUAAACCUACGUCUGCUGAAGUACACAUUUUGUCAUUUUUGUGGUUUGCUGGAAAUAAAGUGUGCCUGAGAGAUGUUGCACAGAGUUUUGGAAUCUGUCCUGCUACAACUUAUCGACAUAAUGAUAGAGUUACAAAUUUCUUAUGUGAUAUAGCUAGCAACGUUAUCAAAUUUUCGGAUAAAGAAACUACUACAAACGAAUUCUUUGAAAUUGCUGGUUUCCCUAAAGUGCUUGGCUGCAUUGAUGGCACAUUUAUUAAAAUGCGAACACCAGCACACAAAAUUAAAUCGACGAAUUCCGUCAAAGAUUCACGACGCACGUGUUCUGAAAUUGUCAGAUGUAUAUGAGGCGUUACCAGGAAUAUAUGAAGGCAAUAAGUAUCAUAU